Sparassis crispa is the source of this 831-nucleotide messenger RNA. RefSeq names its product ClpP/crotonase. The coding region runs from base 1 to 831 and encodes 276 amino acids. Gene Ontology annotation, biological process: fatty acid beta-oxidation. NCBI's taxonomy places the organism in Eukaryota, Fungi, Basidiomycota, Agaricomycetes, Polyporales, Sparassidaceae. Gene Ontology annotation, cellular component: peroxisome. The record is from RefSeq and is a predicted model, not a curated record. Gene Ontology annotation, molecular function: delta(3)-delta(2)-enoyl-CoA isomerase activity; enoyl-CoA hydratase activity. The transcript has 7 exons.
AUGUCCUAUCCAGUCAGGCUGCCCGCAACCAGGUCGGUAGUCACCGUUACACAUCCCACACCGGCCAUCUGGAUCAUUGAGCUACACAAUGGCGCGGACAGUCGUCUAACGGAGGAAUUCAUUACCACGGCCCUUAUGCCCUCACUGGACGUGGUGGAGAAGCACUGGCGCGAAGCGUUCCGCGCGGUACGGCAGACGGAGGACAAGAAGGGCGCGGAGGGUGCUUUGAUCAUUGUCGGCAACAGAUCACAGCACAAAUUCUUCAGCAAUGGCCUCGACUUCGCCGCCGUAAACAGCAACCCCGUUUCUACUGCAACGUUCUUCCCGCACGUCUUCAAUCCAAUGGUGCGAAGAGUUUUGACUUUUCCGAUCCCCGUCGUUGCCGCCCUUAACGGACAUACCUUCGCUGCCGGCAUGGCACUCGCGCUGUGCUGUGACUACCGCGUCAUGACAGAUGGAAGCAGCAGGAACGCCUGGUUGUGCAUGAAUGAGGUUCACUUUGGUUCUGGCUGGCCUCUAACCCUUGCUGCCAUCAUGCGUGCCAAGGUGUCUGACCCACGCGUCCUGCGCAAGGUCGCGUUAGAGGGUCAUCGUUUCACGCCGCAAGAGGCGCUACAGGCAGGCCUUGUCGAUCACAUUGUCAAGGGAGACACCGACGCCGUCUUGGCGAAAGCCCAGGAAGUAGCGGAAUCUGUUCGCAGCUGCCCAACAUUUGGUGCAUGGGGUGUCAUUAAGCGUGAUCUGUACCGAGAUGUUGUGGAGGCGAGCUUGAGAGAUGUCGCUGGGCAUUCCGUCGCUGUGGAAGACGCACUCGCCAAGGCGAGGCUUUGA